AUGAGGUAUGUGGUUGCCGGAGGUGGCGUUGCCGGCGUCUCCUGCGUCCGGGCGCUACGCCAAUACCUAGACGAGGAACACGAGGUAAUUCUGAUCACCGCCGGGCCCCACGUCAAGAGCGUUCAUAACUGGUUUCGUGUCGGCCAAUUCACCGAGUUGUUCGACGUGAAGGAGGUCGGGUUGUCGUUCGUUGGCGAGCCGAUCAGCGUCGUUGAGGGAGCCGUGAUCGCGUGGAGCUAUGAAAACAAGGACCUAGAACUGGGCGACGGCUCCCAUGUGCCAUUCGACUAUUUGGUAAUUGCGACGGGCGCCCGGCCAAAGAAUCCCUACCCAGAAGUCGGCCGGAUACUGACGAUACGGGACACGGAAACGGCCCGCCAACUCGAGCAGCGGCUGGCCGGCGCGAAACGAGUGGCCGUGGUUGGCAAUGGGGGAAUUGCCACGGAAAUUAUUUUCGAGCUCCGCGACGUCGACAUCACGUGGUGUAUACGCGACGCGCACAUCUCGGCAGCGUACUUUGACGCAGAAACGGCGGCGUUUCUGUAUGGACGUGCGGAGAAAGGUCGAGAAGCCGGUGACAAGAAUGAUGAGCCUGUUCGUCGCCCGAAAUUCUGCGAUUCCGAGGCGGGUUCUUCAACGUCGUCGAGCGCACCGGGUUGCGCGCUUGGGCCCGAUUGGAGCACGGUGGUGCAGCUGAAGGGUGCGGCGGCGGGCCACAACAUCCGUGUGGUGCCCAGCGUCGAGGUGGAGGCAGUAGAGGAGAAGGCCGACUCCCUGGUUUUGAGGCUAUCAAACGGUGAGGCGAUAGAGGUCGACAUGGCGAUAUGGGCGACGGGGGUCACGCCGAACAGCGAGCUAUGGAGACAUCCUGGGUUGAAACUGGCUGAGGAUGGCGGGAUCCUGGUGGACGAGACGAUGGCCACUUCCCUACCCGGCAUCUGGGCAUGCGGCGAUGUUUGUACGGCCGGCUGGGUGCCGAGCCGCCAUUGGAGUCAGAUUCGCACGUGGACGCAAGCGCGUCAAAUGGGCGACUGCGCAGGUCAAUCCUGCUCCGGGGCCACCGACCUCGGCGGCUUCUGCUUCGAGCUGUUUGCGCAUUGCACGACGUUUUACGGGUAUAAGAUUGUCCUGCUCGGCGACUUCCAGGCCAAGAAUCAGCCGCCCGGAUGGUACAUUAAUGAAAGAAUCAUCACGGACGGCCAAUUGGUGCGCUGCGUAAUGCACGACCACCGGAUGCAGGGAGCGGUGCUGAUCGGGGAGACCGAGCUCGAGGAGGUGUUCGAGAACCUCAUCCUCAACCAGACGGACAUGGAGGACAUCGAGGACGACUUCCUUGAGCCGGCCAUCGACUUGGAGGACUAUUUCGAC
Messenger RNA from Mesorhabditis spiculigera, 1368 nucleotides. The record is from the annotation of a GenBank genome assembly. NCBI's taxonomy places the organism in Eukaryota, Metazoa, Nematoda, Chromadorea, Rhabditida, Rhabditidae.